AAAAAAAAAAAGUCCAAUACUCUGAAUUCACACUUGAAAUAAAGUCACUCCAAACAGAAGCCGACAGCACGCAGGAAAUUCGGAACCGACCAAACGACGAGGCACACCUGGACGUGACGCCAACGGCUGCGGGGAGCCGACGGGUCGACGCGAGGACGAGGACAGCCGGAAACAAAAACCCAACGGGUCAGACGUAUGGAAGAAGGGAAAUGAAACAGUUGGUCGUCCUUCUUGUCCCUCGGCAGAUGUUUUUGGGGGUAAUCGGGGCCAGACCCAACCGGAGCCGAGGGAACACUUGCGGUUCCGACGGCCCAAAUGAGCCACUCGAUGGGCUUGCGUGGUUCGAUGAUGCUGCAGAAUCUUUGAGCGGGCGCGACGGAACCGUCCAACGGUGAACUCGGAAAUUCUUCACCGGUGAGCCAAAGUUGUUGCAGUUCCUCCGCGCCUCCUCCAGAUCAAACGAGGAGUGGUCGGGGAUUCGGGAUGGGGCCAGCUGACUUUGGCCCAGCGCUGGGACGGAAGAGGAUGAGCGCGUUCCCGCGGCUGCGAUCCCCCCCGACGAGCUCAGCCGCCCGUCGGACGUGAGCGACCCCCCCCCACCCCCACCCCCCACCCCGCCCCCUCCGAUUCCCUCGCCGGAGGACCUUUGAACUGAGAGGUCGGGGUCCUCGGGGAGCCUUUUCCGCUUCUGCGAGGACCAAAAAGCAUUGACCGCCAUGAAGAAGACUUUUUACUACUUGGCCUUGCUGCUGCUGGGCCUUCACUCGCCGACGGCCGGCGGGCAGCUGGAGCCCAAAAACCGAAGCCCCCCCGACUCUCUGGCGGGAGUCGUGGAGCGGGACGCGCAGGGUCCGCUGAGGCCCAACAUCAGCGCGCCGCGGCGCCGGACGCCCCCCAUGUGCAGCGCGCCCACCGAGAUCCGCGACACCUUCAAAUACAUCAACACGGUGGUGUCCUGCCUGGUCUUCGUGGUGGGCAUCAUCGGCAACUCCACGCUGCUGCGGAUCAUCUAUAAGAACAAAUACAUGCGCAACGGGCCCAACAUCCUCAUCGGCAGCCUGGCGCUGGGAGACCUGCUCCACAUCGUCAUCGGCAUUCCCAUCAACGUUUACAAGCUCCUGGCGGAGGAUUGGCCCUUCGGGGUGGCCCUGUGCAAGCUGGUGCCGUUUGUCCAGAAGGCCUCCGUGGGGAUCACGGUGCUGAGUCUGUGUGCGCUCAGUAUUGACAGGUAUCGCGCCGUGACCUCGUGGAGCCGGAUCAAAGGGAUCGGCGUUCCCAAGUGGAUGGCCAUCGAAAUUGCGCUCAUCUGGAUUUUGUCCGUCACCCUGGCUGCGCCCGAGGCCGUCGCGUUCGACAUGAUCACCAUGGAGUACAAAGGAGAACGGCUGAGGAUCUGCUUGUUGCACCCCGUGCAGAAAACGGACUUCAUGAAGUUUUAUCAAUCGGUCAAGGACUGGUGGCUGUUCAGUGCUUAUUUCUGCCUGCCGUUGGCCUGCACGGCCAUUUUCUACACUCUGAUGACCUGCGAGAUGCUUCGGAAGAAGAACGGCGUCCGAAUCGCCCUCAGCGACCACCUCAAACAGCGGCGGGAGGUCGCAAAGACCGUCUUCUGUCUGGUUCUGGUCUUCGCUCUGUGCUGGCUGCCCCUCCACCUCAGCCGCAUCCUCAAACUCACCAUCUACGACGAGAAAGAUCCCAACCGCUGCGAACUGCUCAGUUUCUUUUUGGUCUUGGACUACAUCGGCAUCAACAUGGCGUCCGUCAACUCCUGCAUCAAUCCCAUCGCCCUCUACAUGGUCAGCAAGCGAUUCAAAAAUUGCUUCAGGUCCUGCCUGUGCUGCUGGUGCCUUCCGGCGGAAAUGCUGACGGCGGACGACAAGCAGUCGUGCGUCAAGCUGAAGGUGACGGAGCGCGCUUCCGACCAGAGCAACUCUCGCGUCACCAACAAGUCCACCAGCGCCUGAGCUGCCCCCGAAGACCGGGCCGCGAGAACCGCGGGGUUCGGACAGGCGGAGGAGGCCCGCGUCCGUCCGCGACGCGCCGCCGAGUCUUCCCGCUCGCAAUCGGACUCGUUCAACGACGGCAAAAUCGGGACCACUCGAAGCAAGAAAGUCGGCUGACGGAAUUUGAGGACGACGAGGACGACAAUGAGGAUGAGGAUGAGGAUGAGGAUGAGGAUGAGGAUGAGGCGUUGUGUAAGACCAACCGUGAAAAUACGGAAACGGAGAAAAACCUGCCGGUCGGCGAUUGAGCUCAAAGCGAAGGAACCGCAAGUACAAGAUGGCCGCAGGUACUCGACAUGUGCGCUCAAAGUGGACAAGGGGGAGCACUACCCGCAGAAGGUCUACUUGAGAGUUUGUGUAAAUACAUAUUUGUUCUCCCUUUGCGCAACAUAAAGUUACAUUUUUUUUUCUUUCCAACUACUGGUGUGCUUUUAAGCGUGUUAAGAACGUUCAGCUCUUUUAUUAUCCUGUUUGAUAUUAUUGAUCCUCAUCUUCAUAUUUGAGGUUUUGCUUUAUUUGUCUUGAGUGCAGCUGGCGAACGCUUCCCCAUUUCUUCCAUCUCAUAAUUGCUGUAAGUGGCUCAUUUUUCUGAUAUGACUUUUUUUGAAUUAUUGUCAGUUGGUCCUCCUCCUCCUCCUCCUCAUCACCAUCAUCAUCAUCAUCAUCAUCUUCCUCCACCCUCUCGAGCGAUAUUUGCCCGCGAUCAUUUUUAUUAUUAUUUUUUUUUUUUUUAAUGUUUUCUGGAGAUGCAAGUGACAUUUUUGGAUUCGUCGUCUCCUCGGACUUCUUUGAGCUUUUCCAGUUGCUGCGUUUCCAAACUGUCCCUCUUUGCCACGCAAACUGUUUUUGGGUUUGGCGCCAAACCACCGGAGAGGGCCCGGUGGCGCCGUCGCAAUACACCAGAGGGAUCUGUGAUCAGGCAGCCGUUUUACAUUCCGAAUACGUGAUUUCCGAGAUGUGAAUCAAUGUGUGUGAAUUUGUGAAAAUGUCACAAUCCUUAUCGAUUGUAUCAAAACGAAAGUGAUGUCAUGAUGAUGAAUUGAUGUACUUGUACCUUACAACAAAUCCCGCAAGAUGUA
This is a messenger RNA of Syngnathoides biaculeatus (alligator pipefish), 3082 nucleotides long. RefSeq names its product endothelin receptor Ba (gene ednrba). The record is from RefSeq and is a predicted model, not a curated record. Gene Ontology annotation, biological process: regulation of blood pressure; enteric nervous system development; vasoconstriction. Gene Ontology annotation, molecular function: endothelin receptor activity. Lineage: Eukaryota; Metazoa; Chordata; Actinopteri; Syngnathiformes; Syngnathidae. The transcript is spliced from 10 exons. Gene Ontology annotation, cellular component: membrane. Bases 717 to 1964 code for a protein of 415 amino acids.